This is a messenger RNA of Hibiscus syriacus, 2241 nucleotides long. RefSeq lists its product as uncharacterized. The transcript has 4 exons. The record is from RefSeq and is a predicted model, not a curated record. NCBI's taxonomy places the organism in Eukaryota, Viridiplantae, Streptophyta, Magnoliopsida, Malvales, Malvaceae. The coding region runs from base 1 to 2241 and encodes 746 amino acids.
AUGGAUGAUAGAAUUGUCAAUAUAGAGAAGGUUCAAGCUGAAAUGCAAGAGAAUUUAAAAAAAGUGCAAGAGGAUAUGCGAGAACAGAUAAUGAAGGCUCAAGACGACAUGAUGAGAUUAAGACAAAGAAAUAUUAUCAACUUCGGUGACAGUGAGCAACCUAAUGUGGCUCAGAACCCACUGUCGAACCAUGCAGGAACAGGGGUUAAUGUUGUUAUUGAAGGAAAAGGGAAUGAUGUCAUAACCAAAGUCAAUGAAGUAAAGGCACCCAUGCAUUGGGUAUGGGGGCAAAUGGUCAAAGUAGGCUGGUUGACCUUUAAUGCUAACGGGAAUAAGCAUGCUUGCCCCUAUCACCAUUGCGAGGAUCAUGUCAUUCAAAACUGUGAUGAGUUCAAGGCCUUGGUUCAAAGGCUGAUGGAUAGUAAAGACAUGGAAUUUUACCAUGAGGCUACGAAAGAGAAAGAGAUUGAGAUUUGUGCUUCCGAAGACACAUCCAAGGGAGUUUACAAUACUAACUACCCUUUAGUCAUCACACCGAAAGCUCAUACUAUAGAAAGGUUAAUCCCAAAAGUGAUGAUCAUGCAUCCGUCGUCCUUUCCAUAUAAAGACAACAAGCAUGUCCCUUGGAGGUAUGAAUGCCAAAUAGAGAAUGUUGAGAGUUCAGAAGCUGCUAAGAAAGAGGUGGAUGAGGUAUGCCACUUCACCAAAAGUGGGAGAUGUUAUUCUCCUAACCAAACCAAUGAACCUGAGAAAAUAGCGGCCCCUAAUAAAGGAAAAAUGGUCGAGAUAAUGAUGAAAGAUGAUGAGUCAACAAUUAAUGAGCCGGUAAUAGAGAACGAGGCUGUAGAGUUUUUAAAAUUUUUGAAGCAUAGCGAGUACAGCAUCAUCGAGCAACUACACAAGUUGCCAGCUCGCAUCUCAAUCCUUUCUCUACUAUUAAGCUUUGAGGCACAUCGAAAUGCAUUGCUGAAAGUUUUGAAUCAUACUUUCGUACCAAAAGAUGUGCCUGUUGAAAAGAUAGAUCGACUGGUUGCAAAUAUUCAGGCGGAUAAUUUCAUCUCUUUCUCUGAUGACGAGAUCCCAUCCAGAAUGAUGGGCAAUCCUAAAGCCCUGCACAUUACCAUCAUGUGCAAGGGACAUGUGUUAUCGCGAGUACUAAUUGAAAAUGGCUCUGCCCUGAAUGUGAUGCCAUUAGUGACAUUGAAGAAACUGUCGGUUGAUAGUACACAGAUGAGAAAUUGCCAAAGUAUCGUUCGAGCUUUUGACGGAACAAAGAAGGAGGUGUUGGGGAAGAUCGAUAUUCCUUUAACCAUAGGCCCAUCAACCUACGAGAAACUUAAAUUUGUAAUUGAGGGGAGACUGGUAUGCCUUAAUGCUGAGGAAGAUAUCAUUGCUUCCAUAUCUACUAUCGCUCCAUAUGUCGAAAUAGAUGAAGAUGCGGUCGAGUGCUCUUUCAGAGCCUUAGAAUUCAUUAAUGCCACCUUUAUUGCCGAAAGAAAGAAAAUUCUAAAGCCUAGGCUAUCCAAUUGUACCAAAAUGGAACUGAAAAUGAUUAUGGGAAGAGAAGCCAAGGUUGGAAGAGGGCUGGGAAGCCGCCUACAGGGAAAUAUUAGUCCAGUUUUUCUUGGUACUAAGCGAGAUCGUUUUGGUCUGGGAUAUCGACCGACCUUAAAGGAAAAGUUAAAAAAUCUUCAAAAGAGCCAGGAAAGGAGGAAAACCAGGACCUCCGGUAUCAAUAGUAUGAGUGCUGAUGACUCUGACCCGAAGAUAGAUUUCGAGCUGCCCAUAUGUCAAGGGGAAAUUGAAGGUUAUGAUAAUGAUGAGGGAAGUGACUUACCUUUUGAACUACUAAAAAUGGUAGAGAGAGAAGAUAAACAAAUUAUGCCUCAUGAAGAGCCCUUUGAGAUCUUGAAUUUAGGAUCAGAGGAGGAUAAAAAUGAGAUAAAGAUUGGCAUCAUCAUAUCUGCUGAGGGACGACAAAGUCUGAUUCAGUUACUUCGAGAGCACAGAGAUGUGUUCGUUUGGUCGUAUGAGGACAUGCCAGGGUUAGAUACUGAAUUAGUGGUACAUAAAUUGCCAAUAAAUCCCGAAUAUAAACCGGUACAACAAAAGCUCAGAAGAAUACGACCCGAAAUGCUGCUUAAAAUUAAAGAAGAAGUAAAAAAAGUAAUUCAAUGCUGGAUUCCUGAAAGUAGCCAAGUAUCCGGAAUGAGUAGCAAACGUUGUUCCAGUACCAAAUAA